Episyrphus balteatus (marmalade hoverfly) is the source of this 3421-nucleotide messenger RNA. It is a transcript of the gene Usp8, whose product is annotated as ubiquitin carboxyl-terminal hydrolase 8. The transcript is spliced from 9 exons. Gene Ontology annotation, molecular function: cysteine-type deubiquitinase activity. Gene Ontology annotation, biological process: protein deubiquitination. The record is from RefSeq and is a predicted model, not a curated record. Lineage: Eukaryota; Metazoa; Arthropoda; Insecta; Diptera; Syrphidae.
AAACGUCAUCUCGUGUUGCAAUGGCUGCCGGCCCUUCAUUCAUUCAAUUUCCAUAGACCAAAACUCGGUGGUUUUCCAUAGUUUUUUCUAAUCGAUUUUCAAAAUAUGUUUUUAACAAAAAAACAAUACUAAAAUAGAAUGACUACUACUAAAUAUAAUUAAUCUAUUAAAUAAAAUACCCUAGUGACUACAAAAGCCUGCAAAGUGCUAACUAAAAUGAAUCAUCAUCAUGUUAAAGAACUUUAUUUGGGAAAGAGUCUCCGUGAUUUGGAAAAACAUUACGAUCUUCCCGAUUAUAGAGGAAAAAAAUUAACAAUGCUUCUUUCAACAACUCGUAAACUUUUGGAAGACGCUGAGCGUUGCCAAUUAGAUGGCGAUGAGGAACAAAGUUAUAUUCAAUAUAUGAAGUUUUUUAAAUUUGUUGAUUGCAUUAGUAAAAUGCCCGACUAUAAACAGCAUAAAAAACUGGUUAAACAAACUCUAGGAAGCAAUGACGAAAUGACUAUAAUAAUGGACAAACUCGGAGUCAUAAGUAAAUCACUACAAAACCGAUACAAAAGUUUGUCGGAUAAGAAAAAGGCCAUUGAGAUGAGCGAGUUGUAUGAUAAGGAAAAUGAGAGUAAUAAUCGUUUGAUGCAACAGACCUAUGACCUGACCAGUGGCAAUGCAUCGAAUGGUUGCAUUGAUGUUAUGAGUUCUAAUUAUGCUUUGAUUUCUUGUGAAGAAUUGCAUCGUUUGAUAAGGAAUUCAGGAAGUUUGCUGAUUAUGGAUUGUAGAUCGAAGAUGGAUUUUUAAAAUUCUCGUUUAAAUUUUCAAUGGUGUAUGAAUGUACCAGAGGAGUAUAUUCAGACUGGAAUGUCUGCUGGGAAACUUCAAGACAAAUUGGACAACGCAUCUAAACCUCUUUGGUCUUCUCGAUCAAUAAAAGACCAAGUUGUCUUAAUGGACUGGAAUUGUAACACAGCGAAUCCUCCUGCAAAUUCACCAAUCGCAAUACUAAGGGAUAUUUUACAAAUGUGGGAUCCAGAUGUCGUUUAUAAAUCACCAAUAAAAAUUCUCGAAAAGGGUUAUGAAUAUUUUAUACUUAUGUAUCCAAGUCAAUGUACCAAUCCAUCUGUUCAGGCUCCUCGUGUUGAAGAAAAAGAAAUGUAUAUCGAAGAAAUUGAAUAUCCAAGCAUCUUAGAUAUAACAAUGAAAGAUGAUCAAAGAAGAGAUGAUAAUAUUUCGUCUACUCAAAGACCCAGUAUAGAUCGUUCGAGUAAAAAAGCUGCCCUCAAAACAUAUGGAGAUCGUCAAAUAGAUAUUUUGCGAGAUCAAGAGCUUAUCGCUGAGAAAUCAUUGCAUCAAAGCAAAUUACUUCUGCAAGCAGAAGGUGAAUUCAAAACACUGAGCAAUAAUGAAAAUGAAGAACAAAUUAAACAGGCACUUUAUUAUAAAAUGCUCCAGCUGGAAAAUGCACAAAAAGAUCUGAUUUCAGAUAACAAUCGCUUGCGACAAGAGCUUGAAGAAGUUAAACGUCGUGAAAACGAACAAUUAAAUGAAAAGAAAUCUCCGAAAGAAGUACAAACAAUUGAGGAAAAGACAAAAAAGAUUGAAAAUGUCAUUCAAGAACAACACAAACUUCAAGAACAACGCGAUCCUAGAUUUUUAGAAAAAAUAAGCAAAGAAUUUACAAUUGCAAAAGAAGAAAAGAAAAGACGAAUAACAACGCCAACACAUGAAGAUAAUGAGAUUUCUAAACCGAAAAUUCCUCAGUUUGACCGUUCAAUAAAGCCAUCUGUGAGGAGUGUUGAACGAGUUAGGGAUUUUUCACCGAUACCAGGAACUGUUGGCCGUGGUCUAACUGGUCUCAAAAAUCUCGGCAAUACAUGCUACAUGAAUAGCAUAUUGCAAUGCUUGAGCAAUACUCAACCAUUGACGGAAUAUUGCUUAACGGAUAAAUACAAAAACUACAUAAGUCGCGCAAACAAGACAAACGGACAAGUUGUCGAAGAAGUUGCUGCCCUCAUCAAAGUCCUCUGGAAUGGUAAUUAUAAAUGUGUUGCCAGCAAGGACCUAAGGUAUGUUGUAGGGCAGUAUCAACAAAUAUUUCGAGGAAUCGAACAACAGGACUCACAUGAGUUCUUAACAAUACUUAUGGAUUGGUUGCAUUCAGACUUGCAAACAUUGCAAGCGCACAAACCAGCCCGUGACAAUAUGCCGGCUUCAGAACGAGCUUGGCUCGAAUUUACUAAAGCUCGUGAAAGUUUAAUUUUGCGUUUAUUUUAUGGUCAAAUUAAAAGCACCGUUAAAUGCGUGUACUGCAAUAAGGAGAGUGCCACAUACGAGUGUUUCUCCAAUUUGAGUCUUGAACUACCAUCUAGUGCAAAUAUGUGCACAUUAAAUCAAUGCAUGGAUAUGUAUUUUAAUGGUGAACGAAUUCACGGAUGGAUUUGUCCAACGUGUAAACAACCGAGAGAUGCAAUAAAAAAGUUAGAUAUUUCCAAGCUGCCACCAAUUUUAGUAGUGCAUUUCAAAAGAUUUUUUGCCGAUCCAGACAGUAUGGGACAUUCGUACAAAAAGAAAUUAAAUUAUGUCACAUUUCCAUUAGAGAAUCUCGAUAUGACGCCGUACGUUGCCAAGUCUGAAUUACGUUCAAUGUCACCAAAGACAUAUCAAUUGUAUGGCGUAUCUAACCAUUAUGGUUCAAUGGAAAGCGGUCAUUAUACGGCUUUCUGCAAGAGUGGUGUAUUUGGAAAAUGGUUCAAAUUUGAUGACCAAGUUGUAUCCCCCAUUGACACCACAGAUGUUGUAUCCAGUGCGGGUUAUAUUCUUUUUUAUACAUGGUUGCCGCAAACUCCACCACCUGAAUUGAACUAGCAAAUUUUUACAAACUAUUAAUUUUAAAAUGUUGUUACACACUUUUUCUUCCUACAUGAAUAGUCAAAUGUCAAAGAAUUAUUUUUUGUUUAUUAUUUUUUUUUUUUUUCAUUUAAAUUAAUCAUUCUUCAUUGUUUUUGUUGUUCUCAUGAGUUGUUUAAGUGUUUAUUUUUUUUUUUUAAUAAUAUCCCUAAAAUGUGAAUAUUUAACUUUAAAUCUAAAAAAAAGUUUAAUUUUCAAUAAUAAUGAUUCUAAAAAAAAAACAAAUACAUACAUACAUACAAAAUUAAUAUAUAUAUUUAUGUUAUACAGUUUACAUAAUUUACAAAGUCUGUUAAAUGAUAUUAGAUUCGAUCUAUUUUCAUUAGCAUGUAUGACUAUCGAGUAUCUAAAUGAAGUAACAUUAAAAAAAAAUGUAUGCUCACCAAAAAUGUCGAAACACAUUUAGAUAAAUUACAUAAGGUGAAUGUAUUUAUAUUAAAAUAACUAAACUGUGCAUAUUUUAAUAAAAGAUGUUAUUUUUAUAUUGCUUAAUUAAACAGAGUUUAAAUAAGAAGGAAAA